GUUGAAUGAUUAACAGUAUAUUAUAGAGAGAACGACUUGGUCCAAAGGAUAGAAGAAACCGAAAAUGGUGCCAGGCGAUAAAGGGAAGACAUAGGAGUUUUGAUGUCAUUCAACCUGCGAGUGGUUUGCGGAAUACUGUUGUCUGUCAGCGUGGGGGCAUGAGUGAGCAGUAUUUUUAGAGAUAAAAGCCAUUUAUUUAUCCGACAAAUCAGUCGUUCCGAUUUUCCAACAGCAUGAAGGAGUCCGUUCUUCUCUUCUGUGUUGUGUCAGUCGGCAUAGUCACUGCAUCACGAGGGAGUGACCAGUGUUGGGCCGUUAAUUUCGGCCAGGACUCGGUGGUGUGCCAGUGCAACUCCACAUACUGUGACUCCGUUGGUCAGGUGGUCGUGCCCGUUCUCGGACAGUACCUGGGAUUCCUCAGUAGCAAGGCUGGGAGCAGGUUGGAGAGGAGACAUGGCCCGAUCCAACCAAACAGCACCGGUGCAGUUCUCAGGCUGACUGUAGUACCAGACCAGAAGUAUCAGAGGAUCAAAGGUUUCGGGGGGGCCAUGACGGACGCGGCGGCCAUGAACAUUCUGUCCCUGUCGCCCGGCGCCCGGGAGCAGCUCCUCCAGCAGUACUUCUCUCCCGACGGUAUAGAGUAUAAUGUGAUACGUGUACCCAUGGCGAGCUGUGAUUUCUCCACACGGCUGUACACAUACGCUGACUCACCCGGCGACUACCAGCUUCACAACUUCUCCCUGGCUCCAGAGGACACUCAGAUGAAGAUUCCCCUGAUACAAAGGGCCCAGGCCCUGUCUCAGCGCCCACUCUAUCUCUUUGCCAGUGCCUGGAGCGCCCCCGCCUGGCUGAAGACAAACGGCGCGCUCACUGGCAAGGGCUCCCUCAAGGGCAAAGCAGGAGGCAGAGAACACAAGACCUGGGCCCAGUACUAUAUCAGGUUUCUGGAGGAGUAUGGGAGGUAUAAUCUGUCCUUCUGGGCGCUGACCACAGGAAACGAGCCCAGCGCAGGACAGAUGACAAACUACAGCUUCCAAGCUCUGGGCUUCACCGCAGAGACGCAACGCGAUUGGGUGGCAAUGGAUCUGGGCCCCGCCCUCCACUCCUCCCCCUACGCCAAGACCCAAAUAAUGAUUCUGGACGACCAGAGGAUUCUGCUGCCCCGCUGGGCUAAAGUGGUACUGAGCGACAUUCGGGUGGCGCGGUACGUCCACGGGGUCGGCGUGCACUGGUACUACGACCGCUUCGUUCCCGCGGACAUCACCCUGGCAACCACACACCACCUGUACCCGGAGUACUACCUGUUCGCUACGGAGGCCUGCGCCGGGUGGACUUCCUUUGACCGCGGAGUGAGACUGGGCAGCUGGAAAAGGGCGGAGGACUACGCCCAUGACAUCAUCGAGGACUUGAACAAUUAUGUAACAGGGUGGACUGACUGGAACUUGGCACUGGACCCUGGCGGAGGUCCCAACUGGGUCAAGAACUUCGUGGACAGCCCAGUCAUCGUCGACAAGGGCCGAGACGUGUUCUACAAGCAGCCCAUGUUCUACAGUUUGGCCCAUUUCAGUAAGUUCCUGUGGGAGGGGUCUCAGAGAGUGGGCGUGUCCACCAGUCACCACACAGCACUGGAAAGCUCCGCCUUCCUCAGGCCAGACGGAACAGUGGUGCUGAUCAUUCUAAACAGGUCGGAUUCAGACAUAGAGUUUGAAGUGUGGGAUCAGACCCUCGGCUACAUUCCAACCACCAUUCCACAGCAUUCCAUACUCACACUCCUAUGGAAAACACACUGACUGUCACUGUAACACACACACGCACGCGUACACACACACACACACACCGCAUUCCAUACUCACACUCCUGUGGAAAACACACUGACUGUCACUGUAACACACACGCGCACACACACACACACACACACACCGCAUUCCAUACUCACACUCCUGUGGAAAACGCACUGACUGUCACUGUAACACACACACGCACACACACACACACACUCCAUGAUCUUUAGCAUUUCAAGCCCAGCCUAAACGCAGAGGACUGUACACCUGUGACGUGUCAGUCACAGCCUGACUGCAGUAACAGCAUUAGACAAAGCAAAGCUUUUUCCUCAGAGUGUCAUGUCUGUGAUGUGUCAAUCACAGUCUGACUGCAGUAACAGCAUUAGUCAAGCAAAGCUUUUUCCUCAGAGUGUCAUGUCUGUGACGUGUCCCGGAGG
This is a messenger RNA of Chanos chanos (milkfish), 2218 nucleotides long. RefSeq names its product glucosylceramidase beta 1 (gene gba1). The transcript has 10 exons. Gene Ontology annotation, molecular function: glucosylceramidase activity. The coding region runs from base 234 to 1790 and encodes 518 amino acids. Gene Ontology annotation, biological process: glucosylceramide catabolic process. The record is from RefSeq and is a predicted model, not a curated record. Lineage: Eukaryota; Metazoa; Chordata; Actinopteri; Gonorynchiformes; Chanidae.